GAGUUUGGCCUUAAAUUAAACUCUAGUAUCAUUUAAUCCCGUCUGUCAAACUCAAAAAUUCACUUGGAUACGGAGAUGACAUAACAACAGCAGCUCUAUUCCCUCCGCCCACAAACGAACCCCAAUUGCUAUUUCCGAAUUUUUUGUGUAUUUGCUUUUCAAAUUUCUUAUCUUUAUCGCAACUGGGUUUUAGGGGUUUUAUUUCCAAUUCCGUUUCUCAGCUAAAUAACAAGGUAGUUAAUUGUUCAUGUAAUUGAACUAGAGUCUGUUUAUAUUGCAGAUACUUUUGCCUGGUUACUUGUGUCAGUCUCUAUUGUACUUGUUGGAAAUGCCUCUUGGUCUUGUAUUCUCAUCAGUUUCCCCUUUCUAUGGUAACCUACACAAUGUGAACCACAUAACUAAACCCCAUUUGAACCCUUAUGUGAAUGUUCACGGCAAAAUCUCUAAUUCUGUUAAGAACCCCUCAAAGUUUGUAGUCAGAAACCAGAAAAGUAAUAAUAAUCUUGUAGUGGAAAGCGGAUAUCCUGAUUUUGAUUGGGAACAAGAAGAAGAUGAUGAUGAUGAUGAGGGGUCGCCGUGGGAAGGCGCAGUUGUGUACAAAAGAAAUUCUUCGGUUACACAUUUGGAGUAUUGCACCACCUUGGAAAGGCUGGGAUUGGGCAAGCUCUCCACUAAGGUUUCAAGGUCUCGGGCUUCGGUAAUGGGACUGAGGGUAACUAAAGAUGUCAAAGAUUAUCCUGAUGGAACUCCUGUAUUGAUUUCCCUUGAUGUCACGAGGAAGAAGUACAAGUUGAGGCUUGACGGAAUCAUCAGGACAGUCAUCGCACUUGCUUGCAACAGGUGCGGCGAACCAGCUGCAGAGAGUAUCUUUUCAAACUUUUCAUUCCUGUUGAGUGAAGAACCUAUUAAGGAACCAGAGACCCUGGACAUGGGCGUAAUGUUUGGAGAGGACAAAUUCAAAAGUUUUGGCAACAUCGAAGAGGAAAUGGAUGACGAUGAUGCUUGGAUCGAUUUAGAAGACCAGCUGUAUUUUCCCCCUGAAGAAAAAGUCAUCGACAUUUCAAAACAAAUUAGAGAUCUGGUGCACAUUGAAAUCACCAUUAAUGCUGUGUGUGAUCCCAAGUGCAAAGGUUUGUGCCUAAAAUGUGGUGCUAAUCUUAACGUCAAUAGCUGUAGUUGUCAUAUGCAAAAUGUAGAGGAGAAAGGUUAUGGUCCUCUUGGAGGUCUGAAGAAGCAAAUGCAACAAACAUGAUCUUUAGUCAUUCCGACUUUUUGUGUGCAAUAUAGUGGUUUUUUUAGUAGUUUAUAAGCUAAAAUGCAAGGCCUUUCAUUUUUA
Molecule: messenger RNA, 1336 nt
Organism: Lycium ferocissimum
Lineage: Eukaryota; Viridiplantae; Streptophyta; Magnoliopsida; Solanales; Solanaceae
Product: large ribosomal RNA subunit accumulation protein YCED homolog 1, chloroplastic
Exons: 2
Coding region: 329-1252 (307 amino acids)
Source: RefSeq, a predicted model, not a curated record